AUGAGACCAUCCGCGUACAUCUCCGUUACCUCCCAGGAUGCUGCUGAAGAGCAGGGUAGACGCGCAGAAGCAAUAGAGAUGCAGCGCCUCGACGAUGGCACCGGAUCUGAUAUACUGCAGCCCAAGACGGAGACUCGUAAAGCCGGGUUGAAAGAAAUAUGGUCAUCUUCUCCUUGGAAAGUAACUUCAGUUACUCUUGCGGCUAUCCUUGCGCUCGCCAUCAUUGUAAUCCUUGCUGCCGCCGCAGAAAUGGCAUCACAGAGCUACAUCAUGGGUCGGGACUGCUAUCCUAAUGGUCUUUGGAAAGAGAAGCCUGGUGCGACAUGGCGCAUCAUGGAUUCCUCGUACUUUUUCACGCCAAACCUCAGCUUUGGAGCCUUUACUUUCACCCAGGUCAAAGUCAUCGAUGUUGCUUGGGACGUCAUUGUUGGAAGAGGUGGACAGCUGCUGCUGGGUUGGAUCAACUAUCGUGUCUUCAACGAGUGGCUGGUGUAUCACAUGGAGAUGCAUUUCACGUCCUACAAACUCUACGCGGCUGUCGCGUUUGAAACGACGACUAUGGGUACACUUGGUGUGUUGGCAAGAGAGUUUCUAGCGUUUGGCAAAAGAACACGGCGCCGGUUCUUCAGGUGGCUUGCGAUGCUUUCCAUGUUGCUGUCGACGUUGUACGUGCUGUCGUUUCCGACUUUGAUGGCUGCCAUGACCGGUUACAUUACUACGUACGAGCUCUAUGUGGAAAACAUUGAGAGCAACCUCAUCGAAUGGGGUAAGAUAAAUCGGGUGAUGCACAUCAUUGAAGACGCGGAUAGAUUGGACUACGAGAAACCCUUGAUAAUCACAGAGGCCGAUCGGCCACUCACAAACGCCGUCAAUCUUUAUGUAGACGGGUUUACUUACUCUGAGUUCUACAUCGAUGAGCCUUCAAUAUGGGUAGCAGAAGAGACAAGGAAAUCUGUGGAUCUGCCUUCCCCAAGCCUCAAAAUCAAGAGCUUCAAGACCUACCCAGAAAAGAUAAUACCUCCACCAGACUGGUUUGGCCAAGUCCCAGUCGCUUUCGAGAUCCCUGCCACAGAUAUAUAUAGCACGUCGUACUUGCUUGAGCACGGCUCCUGUCAACCAAGCGAGACAUACCAGUGGGGCUUCUCCUACAUCUUCCUCUUUAUGGUGUCCAUAUUCAACUUCAUCUGGACAUGCAUCAUGAUAGGCAUGUGGCUCGAUACACGGAUGAGCUCGAGAAUGUACAAGAGUGGGCGAAGACCGGGGCUGCUGCGCAGCAUUAUGGAUUACUCGGCUGCGAUCAGGCAGGAGCUUGGCACCGAGGCUGAGUAUCUAGAGGAGACCGACUUGCGGAAGCAUUUGAAGCAGAGCGGGGGUGCGUUGAUAGUGCCGAGUGGGGAGCUCAGGAUAUCGCGGGCGGAUACUGGAGAGAGGGAGAUGAAGGAGAGGGGCUGGCGGAGGAGAUUGACGAAGGGAAGCACAUUUUAA
This is a messenger RNA of Bipolaris oryzae ATCC 44560, 1485 nucleotides long. RefSeq lists its product as uncharacterized. Lineage: Eukaryota; Fungi; Ascomycota; Dothideomycetes; Pleosporales; Pleosporaceae. The transcript is spliced from 2 exons. Bases 1 to 1485 code for a protein of 494 amino acids. The record is from RefSeq and is a predicted model, not a curated record.